AUGACCACUGCUCAAGUUGAUCAAAAAGGUGACAAGCUUAUUGGUCGCAAGACACUUCCACUUCUUAAUAUAUUCUUACGUGAUGUAGUUAAAAUAAUUAUUACUAAUGAACUUGUUCCAUAUGAAUUUGCCAUUUUUUAA
This is a messenger RNA of Racocetra fulgida, 141 nucleotides long. The record is from the annotation of a GenBank genome assembly. NCBI's taxonomy places the organism in Eukaryota, Fungi, Glomeromycota, Glomeromycetes, Diversisporales, Gigasporaceae.